This is a messenger RNA of Chelonus insularis, 7254 nucleotides long. It is a transcript of the gene Pfk, whose product is annotated as ATP-dependent 6-phosphofructokinase. Gene Ontology annotation, biological process: fructose 1,6-bisphosphate metabolic process; fructose 6-phosphate metabolic process; canonical glycolysis. Bases 3664 to 6099 code for a protein of 811 amino acids. Gene Ontology annotation, molecular function: monosaccharide binding; ATP binding; fructose-6-phosphate binding. The record is from RefSeq and is a predicted model, not a curated record. The transcript has 15 exons. NCBI's taxonomy places the organism in Eukaryota, Metazoa, Arthropoda, Insecta, Hymenoptera, Braconidae. Gene Ontology annotation, cellular component: 6-phosphofructokinase complex; cytoplasm.
UACCGGUUCAUACAAAAACAUCCAAUGUGUAUGGCAAUGGACAUAAGAAAACGAGGAUUGAUGUUGAAGCGGAAAAUCAAGUAAAAAAAUUAAUUGAAUGAAAAAGGAAGAUACACCCAUCAAUCUACUAUAUUAUAUCCAGUCGUCAUUUUAAAUUAAAGUUCACAUUGUCUAGCGAGUACAAUAUUAUUAUACGAAGGAAAGAGCGCAUGAGGAGAAAGGAGAGUAAAAAAAUACAUUAAGUUAUUAAGUUCCAAAUAACAUCAGUGGUAACUUAGUUUUUUUUUUCAUUUGAUUCACGUAUUGAAAAAAAAAUGCUUACGACUAUCUUGUAAAAAGCACGUCUUUUUCUCUCGUAUUCGCUUUCCUUCUCCUUUUUUAUUUUAUUAUUAUUAUUAUUAUUAAUAUUAAUAUAAAUAUAAUUUUAUUAUUAUUUAUCACCAUCAUCAAAACUCGUUCGCCUCUGAAAAAUUACUGAAUUCACUAAAAAAAAUAUAGUUAAUCUCCUUUUCUCUCUCUUCGUUGUGUAAUGAGAUAUCUAGAGAGGGUUUUGUAUUAUUUGUAACAAUUUUGCAAAAGGCUUCAAUUUUUAUCGACAAUUACGUAAUAAUAUCACAAGAGAUAAAUUAAUAUUCUCAUGAGCAUAAUCCUCUUUCUCUCAAGAACACAAAUUUGUAUGUUGAUUUAUAUUAUUAUCUUUCCCUAUCUAACUUGUUUUAAUUCCUUUUUUUCCAUUCAUAUAAUGUAUACUAUAAAUAUUUAUGCCGGACAUAUUUAAUAAAAAUAAUUCGUGUUAAAGAAUGAAGUCGAGAGAGGAUAAAAAAAAUUAAAACCAUAUUUAUUGUAUGCUGUACAUUUUUGUUAAAUAAUUCCUGGCAUUCUUAGCUCUUGUCGCUUUUUCAUUCAAUUCUUUUUUUUAUUUCCGUCGUAAGGAUGUGUCGGAACUUUCGAUUCAGUUGCUUUUUUGGGUAUAGAAAAAAAAUAAAUAAAAAUAAACGAUGAAUUGUUGUAAGUGGAAAAAACAACUCUUGGUCAUCUACAGUCGGGAAGACUCGUGUUCGUUAAAUGAUGAAAUAAAAGAAAAAAAUAUAUAUUAAAUAAAAAGCGUGUGUAGAAAGAAAAGACGCGAAUUACUUUCUACAGUAAUUAAUUAAUUAAUUAAUUAAUUGACUAUAAAAAAUAAAGUAAUUAAAAAACAAACAACUAACAUUAUCUAUGCACUAAGAUCCUUCCAGUUUUAACUGCGACUUCGAGAGAAAAAUGGAAUCUCUAUUUCUCGUCAUUGUUGUUUAACAAUACAUUUGAUGUAUUGUAUAUAUAAAAUUACGCGUGCAUAAAAAUAAGAAAUCUAAUGAUAUAAAAAAAACAUAUUACAUGCAAAAUGAGCGCUCUUUCUCUGAUGCAUUUAUAUGUACAUUACGGACAAACAAGUUCAACAAUUGAUAUUAUACGUUUGAAUAAACGUUUCGCUGUCGUGUUGAUAUUUUUCAAUGUAUUGGUGUUUGUCAAAAGUACAGGAAAAAAACAAUCAGCAUGCUAAGUGAAAAAAAUACAAGCUCGAAUCCAUUACAGAUACGUGUGCCUGUUAAAUUGUUUAAUAAUGAUCACGUUUUUCUUGUCAUGGUCAUUUAUAUCAUUGUUAAAAGUCAAUUAACAAUUUAAAUUAUUUAACGAAGGAUUUUGUGCUUCUUCAAUCUCGUUUUUUGUCUUGUCAAUUCGUUAAAUUAAAAAUUAAGUCAUUGAAUUAUUUUCUUCCUAAAUAUAACUUCAUCAACUCACUGUUAUAUCCUUCAACAAUUUUGCACUCAACUUCCUUUAUUAUUACGUUAUUCAUAAAAUUCGUUAAAUUAAUAUAAUCCUGAUCCCCCAAAGACAAAUAUUUCUAUUGUGGUUACGACGGUUAAUUUAUAUAAUUUUUUCAUUUAUUUAGAUAAAAAUGAUUGAAAUAUAAAAUGAUUAAUGAAUUAUUUAAUUCAAGAAAAUAUAUUAUAUAAGAGGUUAUUUCUCUAUCAUCACUGCAACAAACACGGCCCUUUCUUGACAAUUUUGAGAAAACUCGACUACAAGAGAUAACAGCAGAAGACGUGCAAAGAAAAGACUCAAGCAAGAGAGCAAACAAAAAAGAAACAAAAUCACUACCCAAAUACCUUUUUUCCCAACCAUUCCCCCAAUUUCCUAAUUACGUUGUUCUAUUUGUAUUUAUCAUCAAUCAUCGUAAUUGUAAAUUAUAAUUAUUAUAAACGUUUACACGAAAUAAUAAUAAAUUCUGAUAAAAUGUCUGAAAAACAGUCGUAAGCAAAGUAUGAAUUCAAUGCGAUAGUUUCCUAUAAUUCACAUGGGAUAAAUUGCAUGAAGAAUAAUAAAUGAAUGAAUUUAAUAAACAGGAUCCUUAAUAAAAAGAGGUGUGAUGUGCAGCAAGAAGAUAAAUAUAAGAAAAAUAUUUAAUGGUUUUCAUUAAAUGAGGCAUAGGAUUGACUGACAACAUAACUCGAGACGUGAUAAAGUUGUUAUUUAUUAUUUAAUUGUUCAUAUGAUGACUAAUUACUAUUAUUAUAAUUAUUAUAUCGAGUGCAUUUCUUCUCUUCCUUUUCUCGUUGUAUACACUUGAAUACGUGUUGCAGACAUGUGUAGAUAUGUGUAUGUGCCUUUUUCAACACAAAGGGCCUAUCUAAUACUAACAUGCUAUGAAAUUUUUUGCACAAUUUAUACGUAUAGUCGAUAUAUGAGGGUAUUGCUAAAAGCUAGAUCAUUUAGAAUUUAAAGACCAUGCAAUUCCUUUGAAAUAAACAAUUGUUGCGUGGAUCAAUUAUUAAAAACAUAAGAUUUUUACCAUUUACGUUUUAUUUCUUUUCAGUCAAUUGAAUAGGGUUUCUUUCGAUUUUUUAUAAAUAUUCUUUAUUAAUUUGUGCAUUUUUGUUUAUCGAUUGACUCUUUCAUACAGAAAAAUCACUAUUUAAUACAAAGUUUAAUUUUAAUUUCAAAAAAUUUAUGUAAAAUAAAUGUAAGAGUUAUAAAUUUAGAAUUUUCUGUACAAUUUAUAUAUUGAUAAUCAACAAUCGAUGUUUCUUGUUGUUAAAUACUGGGGAAAUUUUUAAGUUGAAUUUAGUGUAAACGAGGGAACAAUUAUAUUAUAUUUCUGUGUGAAAGAAGUAAUUACUGAAAGAUCUUUUUACUUGAUAGAAUUCAAAUAACAUACUCAUGCUCAUUUGUAAACUAUUUAGUUUAUAAAAAAACCCUCCUUUAGAUAUUUUUUUUUUUAAUUUACAGAUGCUUUCAAAAAAGUUUUUGCAAUUUCCUAUAGGUGUCCUAUAAUCUUCGUAUCGGAAAAAAUAAAAAUUGUAGGCUAGUUUCUUCAAUUUUAAUAUAAGAAUCCAUGGAUAAUCAGCUAAAUUAAUAGAUGAAAAAAAAUCUGUGCGGGACGAUUGUUUGUAAAUAAACUGUAAAAGCGUCGAAAAAGUAUUAAUUCUUUUUCCACUCCAAAGCUCGUGAUUAGAGAAUAUUUUUUUUCAGAUAGGACUAACGUAGAUAUUUUCAGUUUAAUUUCCUAUAAUUUCUUCUUGAUUCAUGUCGUGACUUUUAGCACGUAAUCGCAAGGAUUUUAAUCCAUCCACCUCAGAAAAAUAUUCGCUUGUUCAAUAAGAGCUGGAUGACGAAAUAUUAACGAUGAUGGAUACAUAUAAGAAAAUUCUGGCCGAUGAUCAAGCGUCUUCGAAAUUCAUCAAGCCCGGAAGUCAUAAAGGUAAAGGGCUUGCUGUAUUCACCAGUGGAGGUGAUUCUCAAGGUAUGAAUGCAGCUGUCCGUGCUGUAGUUCGAAUGGGUAUUUAUUUGGGAUGCAAAGUAUUUUUCAUCAAAGAAGGAUAUCAAGGAAUGGUAGACGGAGGAGACAAUAUCGUUGAAGCAAAUUGGUCCUCGGUUUCUUGCAUCAUUCAUCGGGGAGGUACUAUGAUAGGUUCAGCAAGAUGUACGGAUUUCAGAGAACGUGCUGGCCGUCUUAGAGCUGCAAAAAAUUUAGUGACCCGUGGCAUCACGAAUUUAGUUGUUAUUGGAGGUGAUGGUUCACUUACAGGCGCCAAUCUGUUCAAAUCAGAGUACUCUGGAUUAUUGAAAGAAUUAAAAGAAAAAGGUGAAAUUACUGCUGAACAAGUUGAGAAAUAUUCCCAUUUGCACAUUGCUGGAAUGGUCGGUUCAAUUGACAACGAUUUUUGUGGUACAGACAUGACAAUUGGAACAGAUUCGGCACUACAUCGUAUUAUUGAAAGUAUAGAUGCUAUUGUCAGUACUGCAUAUUCUCAUCAGCGUACGUUCAUUAUGGAGGUCAUGGGCCGUCAUUGUGGCUACCUGGCUCUAGUGGCAGCUAUGUGUUCCGAAGCAGAUUUUGUGUUCAUCCCUGAGUGGCCACCUGAGCAAGAUUGGCCUAACAAGCUCUGCAAAAAGUUGUUGCAGGAACGUUUAACUGGUCAACGUUUAAACAUUAUUAUCGUUGCUGAAGGAGCAGUAGAUCGAAAUGGUGAUCCUAUAACUGCUGAAAAAGUGCGUGAAGUCGUGGUAAAUAAACUACAGCAAGAUACAAGAAUAACUGUCCUUGGUCACGUACAACGCGGUGGAAACCCGUCAGCUUUUGACAGAGUUUUGGGAUGUAGAAUGGGUGCAGAGGCUGUAAUGGCUUUGAUGGAGGCGACACCGGAUACUGAAGCUUGUGUUGUUACUCUUGAUGGCAAUCAAGCUGUUCGAUUACCUUUAAUGGACUGUGUGAAUCGUACUAAAGCUGUAGCUCAGGCUAUGGCUGAUAAAAAUUGGGAUCUUGCUGUUCAAUUACGUGGAAAAGGAUUUGCUCGUAAUCUGGAAACAUACAAAAUGCUUACACGGUUAAAGGCUCCUAUUGGAGUUACAGACACUAAUAAGAAUAGUAUUGAUGGGUUUUUGUUAAAGCAACAUACUCUUUGUGGUCAAGAUCACUACACUUUGGCAGUAAUGCACGUUGGUUCUCCGUCCUGUGGAAUGAAUGCAGCAGUUCGUUCAUUUGUUAGAAAUUGCAUCUAUCGAGGAGAUAAAGUUUAUGGAGUUUGUGACGGUGUAAUGGGACUUGCUGCUGGUAAGCUUAAGCUCAUGGAUUGGCCUUCUGUGACAGGAUGGGUUGCUCAAGGAGGUGCUUAUCUUGGUACCAAACGUGCUCCACCGAAAGACGAGCAAUUGCCGCAAAUUGCUGCGCGUUUAAAAGAAUUUGGAAUACAAGGUCUUCUUGUUAUUGGCGGAUUUGAAGGAUAUCAAACGUGUCUAACAUUCCUGAAAGGCCGAGAUAAAUGGGAUGAAUUUAAAAUACCUAUUGCCAUGAUUCCUGCCACAAUUAGUAACAAUGUUCCUGGCACAGAGUUUUCUCUCGGUUGUGAUACUGCUUUGAAUGAAAUUACUGAAAUUUGUGAUCGUAUUCGUCAAUCAGCUCAAGGAACAAAACGUCGUGUCUUUAUUAUUGAAACUAUGGGCGGCUAUUGUGGAUAUUUAGCAACACUUGCUGGACUUGCAGGUGGUGCAGAUGCAGCUUAUAUAUUUGAAGAGAAAUUUAAUAUCAAAGAUUUAAACCAAGAUGUUGUUGCAAUGGCUGCUAAAAUGUCUGAAGGGGUUCAAAGGGGUCUUAUUCUUAGAAAUGAAAAUUCUAAUCUCAAUUAUAACACAGAUUUUAUGCAAAGACUCUUCAGUGAAGAGGGAAAAGGUUUAUUCAGCUGUCGAUCAAAUAUUAUUGGUCACAUGCAACAAGGUGGUUCACCAACUCCAUUCGAUCGUAACUUGGGAACAAAAAUGGGUGCAAAAGCCGUUGAAUGGUUCAGUACUGAACUAAAAAAAUGUACAAAUGCCGAAGGUCAAGUCAUAGCUGCUGACUCUACUUCAGCAGUAAUGUUAGGUAUUAUAAAACGUCAAUACCGAUACACUCCAUUAGCUGAACUUGUCGAUCACACAGAUUUUGAACACCGUAUUCCAACUUACCAAUGGUGGAUGAAACUUCGUCCUCUCUUAAAAGUUUUGGCAAAACAUGAAUCGACGUAUGAACAAGAAGGUCUAUAUAUCACAGUUGAAGAAAUGGACCUGGACGAGCCUCUAGUUUAAUUCAUUAUAUUUACCUAUAAAAAAAAGAGUUGUGAAUUGGACUCCAAAGUUCUCAUCAUAAUUCUGUCGAUUACUGUGUAAACGAUGCAAGAUAAUCUAGGUAAAUUUACUCUGCAGUAUUCGAAAUACUUAAAUUAUAUAUAGAUAACUAUUCAUUAAUAUAAACGGGCAUAACAGUCAAAAUAUGUUUUAUUAGCAUGGUAAAGAGAAUGUUCGAAAAUAGUUGACGUGAUUUAUGGUUUAAUUUUUUUAAACUCGAUUUUGUGUUGUCUGGAAUUUUAAAAACACUUUUUUGCAAGAUAUAAAAAAAAAUUAUUACUAUUUAUGAUGGAGGAUUAAAAGUAAUGAAUUAACUAUCAUAUUUACUUGUGAUCAUAAAUUUUUCAGUUGGAUUAAUAUUUAUAGUGCGCUUAAAUUAAAUUAAUUGGAUAGUUUUCGAACAAUGAAAAGAGUAGAAUACAAAAUUUUUCAAAAAAUAUUUAGUUUAUUAAAUUUUUUAAUUUAUCAUUUGAGCGUUACUCAAAGCUAUGAGAGGCUAUUUGGAGAAUAUACUCGUCUACCUCAAUAAGAAAACACUACAAGCGAAUAAAUUAAACUAUUUGCAAUUGCAAAAUGGCACUUAGAACAGAAGACCAACUUAAUGGUUAUUAAAUUCGCGUGAAAGGUUUUAAUGUACGCUAAAUUACAGGACUUGCAAUCUGAAAUAUUUAGAUCCGUUAUUUAAUUAAUUUAUUUUAAACAUUUAUGGAAAAAUGCAGUAUGGUAUUAUUAUAUAAAUUACGUCCAUAAUACAUGAAUUAUUAAGUAAAAUUACAUUAUAAAUAAUGUAAAUAUAAAAUUUAACAUUACAUUAUUUUAUCACCAAUACCGUGUAAAAUUUUUGACGCGUGUUACAAAUACAUGAUUAAACUUUUAUUGUUGGUUUAUAAUACAAGUGUUAUCGUAAUUUGUAAAAAUGCAUCAAUAUGAAAUUUAUGAGCUUAGAAGACUAAAGAUAACAAAUAUGAUACGAUUAAACUCAAUAAUUGCCUUUGCAUUGAUGUUUUCAAGGUAUUAAUGUCAGUUAUUGUUGACACAUCGUAUUGGAAAUUAUAAAUAUGGAAAUAUUGUGAACAUGUGGAUAAAAUAAAACAUAAUAUACUUUUGCCAGAUCAA